AACCCUGCCCACUACACCUGACUAUAAAAUAAAUGCAAAUUAAAGACCUAAAUCAUCACUAUUAAAACCCACCCAAUCAAUCAACUUUCUAUCCACAUCUUACAUACCAAAAUGGGUGUAGAAAAUGGAGAGUUCAGCGUGAGGGUAACUAAUGAAGAAGUGGUGGCAGCAUUGGUUCCAAUGCAAGAACAUUGGCUACCACUCUCUAACCUUGACCUUCUUCUACCUCCUGUCGAUGUGGGAAUUUUCUUCUGCUACAAGAAACCCACCUCCACGUCCACCACCUUUGCAUCCAUGGUGGUGUCUCUCAAGAAGGCCUUAGCUCAGGCUCUUGUUACCUACUAUGCCUUUGCUGGUGAAUUGGUUGUGAAUUCCGCGGGUGAGCCUGAGCUUCUUUGCAAUAACCGUGGGGUUGAUUUUGCUCAAGCUGUGACCGACGUUGAGCUUGAGUUCCUCGAUUUUUAUAACCCGGAUGACACCAUUGAAGGAAAGUUUGUUCCCAAGAAGAAGCAUGGCGUGCUUGCUGUCCAGGCAACUUCACUAAAGUGUGGUGGGAUAAUAGUGGCAUGCACAUUUGACCAUCGCAUAGCAGAUGCUUACUCAGCAAACAUGUUCCUCGUCUCAUGGGCCGAGAUGGCCCAGCCCACCAAAUCCGGCAAGCCCACAAUCAUCAACGCCGCCACAAAACCAUGUUUCCGCCGCUCCCUUCUCAGCCCUCGCCACCCACCAGGUUCCAUCAACCCUUCCCUCCACCGCAUGUACAUCCCCAUCUCCAAGCUCCCCCCUCCUCCUACCACCGCCUCCGCCCCUUUCCUCAGCCGCAUAUACUACGUCACGUCAGAACAGCUCCACUGCAUGCAAUCACAAGCAAGCACCAACACUAAGCACACAAAGCUUGAGUCCUUCUCAGCUUUCUUGUGGAAGAUGGUUGCUUCCUCGGUUUCAAGCGGCAAAGGUUUCACCGCAAAAAUGGGCAUAGUCGUUGAUGGAAGGAAGAGGCUCAAUAACAUGAGUUGCUAUUUCGGAAACGUCCUUUCCAUUCCGUUCGGCGUGAAACUCGCGGAGGAGCUGGCGGAGAAGGAGUUAGGGCAGGUGGCGGAUGAGGUUCGUGACUUUGUGGCGGUCGCGGCGACAGAGGAGCACUUCUUGGGGCUCAUUGAUUGGGUGGAAGCGCAUCGGCCGGUCCCUGGGGUGGCGAGGAUUUAUGGCGGCUGCACCGGAGAAGGACCGGCUUUUGUGGUGUCUUCCGGGCAGAGGUUCCCGCAGGAGAAAGUGGACUUUGGGUGGGGGAAGGCUGUGUUUGGUUCGUACCAUUUUCCGUGGGGUGGUGAAGCUGGUUAUGUGAUGCCAAUGGCGAGCCCUUUGGGGAAUGGUGAUUGGGUUGUGUACAUGCACCUUUUGAAGGAGCAGUUGGAGUUCAUAGAGUCUCAUGUUGCUCAUGUUUUCAAGCCUUUAACUUGGGAUUACCUUAAUCAAUGAUCAUUGAUGAGUGAAUGUACUAGUGAUGUGUUUAAAAAGAAUGUUAUAUAUGUACUCGUGAUGUUAUUUGUUGCUAAGUGUUCAUUUAGUCAUUGUGAUUAACCAUAAUAAUACACAUAUGUGACGUGGUUGGUUAAACUUUGUCAUGCAUGGCAUAUUGUUGAUUUAAUUUGAAAGGGGCGUGCUUAGUUAA
Messenger RNA from Lotus japonicus, 1672 nucleotides. Its product is annotated as coniferyl alcohol acyltransferase-like. The transcript is spliced from 2 exons. NCBI's taxonomy places the organism in Eukaryota, Viridiplantae, Streptophyta, Magnoliopsida, Fabales, Fabaceae. The record is from RefSeq and is a predicted model, not a curated record. Gene Ontology annotation, molecular function: acyltransferase activity, transferring groups other than amino-acyl groups. Bases 112 to 1479 code for a protein of 455 amino acids.